AUGGAAUUUGCUUGUUGCAACAAAACUACAUGUGAAGCUCACGAUCCUCUUAUUUGUACACGUUGUGAACGAAACUUCCACGUCGCUUGUGCGCUGCCAUCUAAAUCACUAAUUUGGGAGCCCGAUGAAAGCAUAAGACUAAUGUGGAGGUGCCCCUCCUGUGGCAGCGCCUCUCCUCGUAACAAUAAAGACGAUACUCCUUGCCGUAAUGUUACAAAGCGCUCUCAGCCAAAGAGUGACAAGGCUACAACGAGUAUUGUAGACAAAUCCGCUAAGUCAAACCAAAAACCUUUAAGUCUUGCACAGAUUACGGUGGAGGAGAUACGGUCUAUAAUUACAUCUGAGAUUAAAGAUGCCCUGUCGUCAUUUCAAAAAUCUUUCGAUGAUCUUCGAAUAGAAAUAUCUUCACUACGCAGUUCUGUGCAGUUUCUAAGCGACAGAUAUGAUAGUGUCACAAAAAAGAUGGAAUCUAUUGAAGCGAAAAUGAAAACAAUUGAAGCUAGUAGAUCGGAAUGCUUAAACUUGCAAGGAGCCGUGUCCGCACUUCAGAACGAUAUUAAUAAAAAGGAGCAAUGGGCGCGACGUUUAAACAUUGAGAUAAUCGAUAUUGACUUUAUCACUAGAGUCACUCCAAAGCAUAACGAUUCAAAAAAAUCUAGACCUAUUAUAAUUCGUUUCCUGUCUCGAUAUAAAAAGGACGACUUUCUGGCUAGAUUGAGGGAAAAGAAGAAUUUAAAGUGUUGUGAUAUCGGAUAUGUAGCAGCUGGCAAUAAUGAGCCACAGUUGGAGCAAUUUAGGGUGCAUCCUUCCACCAUCAAUAUAUUAUUAUGUGUAAUUGUGCUGGUCAUAUGUGUGGGAGCGAUAUAUUGCGGUUAUCGAACGUAUAAGCGGUGCCUCAUGAAGUGGAUAUCAUCGGAGAUAACCCGGAAUACGUUGCGGAGGUCUUUAUUCCGUCAGUUCCAGCAGCCCGUUCUUCCCAUGGCCGCAUCAGACGAGGCCUAUCAGCCAGGCCAAGCCCUAUUCUCCAAGGCGAAAGUG
Messenger RNA from Brenthis ino (lesser marbled fritillary), 1038 nucleotides. NCBI's taxonomy places the organism in Eukaryota, Metazoa, Arthropoda, Insecta, Lepidoptera, Nymphalidae. The record is from the annotation of a GenBank genome assembly.